CAGCCGCUCUGCUCGGUGGCAGAAACCCCGUAGUGCAGCACAGCAGCGCCAUUCGGAAACUGCAGCUAUCCAAAAUGGCAGGAGCUGAUGGAGACGACUCUCUCUACCCUAUCGCCGUGCUCAUUGAUGAGCUACGGAAUGAGGAUGUUCAGUUACGACUGAACAGCAUCAAAAAGCUGUCCACGAUUGCCUUGGCCCUUGGAGUGGAGAGGACCCGCACUGAACUCCUUCCUUUCCUUACAGACACCAUUUAUGAUGAAGAUGAGGUGCUCCUGGCCUUGGCUGAGCAGCUUGGCAAUUUCACUAUGCUGGUUGGAGGGCCCGAAUAUGUCCACUGUCUUCUGCCUCCUCUGGAGAGCCUGGCUACAGUGGAGGAGACUGUUGUGAGAGACAAGGCUGUGGAGUCCCUGCGCAAGAUCUCUCAGGAGCAUUCUCCAGUUGACCUGGAGGUCCACUUUGAACCCUUGGUCAAGCGGCUGGCCAGUGGUGACUGGUUCACCUCACGAACAUCCGCUUGUGGCCUCUUUAGCGUCUGUUAUCCCCGUGUCUCCAGCACUGUCAAGGCUGAGAUCCGCCAGCAUUUCCGCACCUUGUGUUCAGAUGAUACUCCUAUGGUGCGUCGUGCUGCAGCGUCUAAGCUGGGGGAGUUUGCCAAGGUCUUAGAGCUAGACUAUGUAAAGAGUGACAUCAUUUCCCUCUUCACUGCUCUGGCCUCUGAUGAGCAGGACUCAGUGCGGCUGCUUGCGGUCGAGGCUUGUGUCAGCAUUGCCACUCUGCUGCCUCAGGAGGAUCUGGAGACCCUGGUGAUGCCUACCCUGCGCCAGGCUGCAGAGGACAAGUCCUGGAGAGUCCGCUACAUGGUUGCUGACAAGUUCUCUGAGCUCCAGAAAGCUGUAGGACCAGAGAUCACGAAGAACGACCUGGUCCCAGCUUUCCAGAAUCUUCUGAAGGACUGUGAAGCUGAGGUCCGUGCAGCUGCUGCUAACAAAGUCAAAGAAUUCUGUGAGAACCUUCCAGAGGACAGUCGUGAGCAAAUCAUCAUGACUCACAUUCUGCCCUGCGUCAAGGAACUGGUGUCAGACACCAACCAGCAUGUGAAGUCAGCCCUGGCCUCAGUCAUUAUGGGUCUUUCGACGAUCCUGGGAAAAGACAACACUGUUGAGCACUUAUUGCCCCUCUUCCUGGCUCAGCUCAAGGACGAGUGCCCUGAGGUGCGCCUCAACAUCAUCUCCAACCUCGAUUGUGUGAAUGAGGUGAUUGGUAUCCGUCAGCUCUCCCAGUCACUGCUGCCGGCCAUUGUGGAGCUAGCAGAGGAUGCCAAGUGGAGGGUUCGCCUAGCCAUCAUAGAGUACAUGCCCCUGUUGGCAGGCCAGCUGGGAGUGGAGUUCUUUGACGAGAAGCUCAACACCCUUUGUAUGGCCUGGCUCAUCGACCAUGUGUACGCUAUCCGUGAGGCAGCCACCUGUAACUUGAUGAAACUGGUGGAGAAGUUUGGAGCUGAGUGGGCUCAAAACACCAUUGUACCCAAGGUGCUGGGGAUGGCCAAUGACCCAAAUUACCUCCAUAGAAUGACCACUCUUUUCUGCAUCAAUGCUUUGUCAGAGGCAUGCGGGCAGGAGAUCACCACCAAGCAGAUGCUGCCAGUGGUUCUUAAGAUGUCCAAUGACCAGGUGGCCAACGUACGCUUCAACGUGGCCAAGUCCCUUCAGAAGAUUGGCCCCGUCCUUGACAGCAAUGCCCUUCAAACAGAGGUGAAGCCAGUGCUGGAGAAACUGGCCACAGACACAGAUAUGGAUGUCAAGUACUUUGCCCAGGAGGCUAUCAGUGUUCUGGCCCUGGCAUAACCCACUCAGCAUGGCUAAACCAGUCAACCACCCAAAACAACAACGCAAACACUUUUACAAGAUAUUUAUUGAUGUUCAGGAACAACUGGUUAAUGUAUAGAGAAAGCUGUUAACAAUUGUUUUAUCCUUUUCUUUCCUUUUUAUUUGACUGUCCAAUUGUAGUCCAUGUCCCUGCAUAGCACAGGCUUCGUUAACAUUUCCUUUUGCUGUAAAUGGGUGCUUUAACAAAGGCAAAGUGUGAUGAAAUUGCAUUAAGUGGUGCAUGCUGACUAAUGUGCUACUGUACUAGCUAGGCAUCGCUAAUCAGAAUCCCUCUCACAUUCCUCCCGUUACAUCCUCAGCCACUACUGUACUUUAGCCACUGUCAUUGCAGCAUACACAUGUCUUUCUUCGCUACGUAUCACCUAGGGCUGUGUUAGCUCCGUGUGCUGCUGCACCGUUUCUACAAGUGCUAGAUGCGUACUGUCUGCAGCAGAUGGUGGAACAUGCUGUUUGUUUUGCUGAGCCUCCUCCCGAAAGAGCCCUUUUGAUAGUUGUGUUUUCCCCAGACACACUGCUGUGGCUUUCAAGAGAAUUGAUGGGAAGGUUUGUGCAGUUAAGUACAGGUGUUCUUCCUUUCACCAACCUUUGUGUCCACAGGAGUGUUUCUGUACAAAGCUAAAGAAAUAUGGGGUUGCCUCUCACUGCAUGUUAACAGAUGAACUCUCUGAAAGAUUGCUUGUUCUCAUCAGUCUCUCAAAGAUGGUGUCCUUUUUCCCAAACCCACUCCCCGACUACCCUUCUCUUCUGUACUGUUUGUUCUCUGCAGCAACACAGCUGAGAUUGAAUUGGUCAAACAAAUGAAUUACCUCGGCCCAAUGUUCCAGGAUUAAGUAAUAGGGACCAGCUCAGUCAUCAAGUGUUGCUCAUAAUUGUCCUCCUUCCAACCCCACAGUCAUUUGGUUGUUAUGUGAAAGGGUGGGAAAAGAAAGCCAGGGGUUGUAAUUUUCUGCUUUAUGUUCUCGGCAUUGCUCUUAAUCUUUGUGCCAAUGACUUCGACAAGCUACGGUGUUUUCUGUUAUUGCGCUUGGAUAAACAGUUUUCACCUGUCCGGUUCUGUAAAGAGACAGUGUUGCUGUGAUCUUUUCUGUAAAGGACAUGUAAUUCCUUGAACGUAAAUAGGAUGGUAGAACUAAUUUGACCACAGCUAACGGGGCCGUGGGACAGAGGAAGAAAGCCACGGCACGCCUCAUGUCCCAGUUCCACCCGGUUUUCCCUGAAGUCCAUGCCUACUGGUUCUUAACCAUGCAUGAGAUUUUAAAGCAGAGCCAGUGAAUCUUUCAGCCCGUCCACUGAUCUUUGCUUAAAGAUUUUUUACAUGAAGUAGAACAAGUGCAUGCUUUAAAAGAGUGGGAUCGCGACAUUAGGACAGUGUAAGGAAGGCUGCAUAAUGUUUUAUUAUGGAGUGGGAGCAGGGGUGGUUAUGGGUGGGUUGAAUAAAUGUAUCGUCUGUGUUGGGGAAAAAAGAAUCUUUUGUCUCUCCCUGAACUGUUCCCACUGUUCCCUUCUCCCCCUCCCCUCUCAUUUUGUUCUCUUAAAUAAACUUUGAUUGUUGAUUGUCCUAUAUCAUGAAGACAGUGCUCUUUUAUUUUUAUUUGAAUUCUCUCCACAAUUGGGAUGCUAUACUACUGUAUCUUGAUCUGAAUAAAGUAACACAAAGAGAC
Myripristis murdjan (pinecone soldierfish) is the source of this 3547-nucleotide messenger RNA. It is a transcript of the gene ppp2r1bb, whose product is annotated as protein phosphatase 2, regulatory subunit A, beta b. Bases 75 to 1844 code for a protein of 589 amino acids. Gene Ontology annotation, biological process: protein dephosphorylation. The record is from RefSeq and is a predicted model, not a curated record. Gene Ontology annotation, molecular function: protein phosphatase regulator activity; protein binding. NCBI's taxonomy places the organism in Eukaryota, Metazoa, Chordata, Actinopteri, Holocentriformes, Holocentridae. Gene Ontology annotation, cellular component: protein phosphatase type 2A complex; nucleus; cytoplasm. The transcript is spliced from 15 exons.